AUGGCCGAAGAGGAUCAUCGAUGGAUGAUGGAAACCGGCACGUUGUCGGAUUUCACAAUCGUCUGUCAAGGCGAAAAAAUACGGGUCCAUAAGGUAGUACUCGCCAUGUACUCCAAGUACUUUGAGGCCAUGUUUCACAAUUACUACAAGGAGAGCAAGGACGGUGUUGUCGAGUUCGAAGACGUCAGACCGGACCUUAUGCGUCACCUGCUCGACUAUUUCUACAAGGGCACUACUGAAUGGAAAGUGCCUAAGUCUGAUCUUCUUCUGCACGUCGAGCUCUGGAUUCUCGCCGAUCGAUUCGAAGCAAAGACAGCUAUGCUCACCAUUGAGAAGCGAACGAUGGCCGAGUUGAAGCCCUUCAAGAACAAGACCCGUGUCACCGGUGAAGGUGUCCUUGACUUGGUUGUCACGCACCCGACUUGUGAAGAAUCUGCCAUGUCAUGCAUCAUCAGCGAGGCCGCUUACGUUGUGCUCCUUGAUCCGAAGCGUCAGGCUUCCGCUGGAAAAGUGAAGGAUGCUAUCUCAAGACACCACACACUGGCAGAAUUGAUGGCCUUUUGGUCUGCCCAGUACGUUGCGUCCAGUAGCCAUCAGGGAACGAUUUCUCUGUCGGCCAAGGGUGAGAAUGUGCGGGACGACGUGAUCGCCCAACAUUUCACGAAGCUAUUGCCACCGAAACGUCUUGCUAAGGACGACUCCAUGCCAGGAGCGAGGUACUUUACUCCAUCUCUCUUCUUGUCAAACCGCCACUAA
Messenger RNA from Colletotrichum scovillei, 756 nucleotides. Its product is annotated as BTB/POZ domain-containing protein. Gene Ontology annotation, biological process: proteasome-mediated ubiquitin-dependent protein catabolic process; regulation of proteolysis. The coding region runs from base 1 to 756 and encodes 251 amino acids. Gene Ontology annotation, molecular function: ubiquitin protein ligase binding. Gene Ontology annotation, cellular component: cytoplasm. The record is from RefSeq and is a predicted model, not a curated record. Lineage: Eukaryota; Fungi; Ascomycota; Sordariomycetes; Glomerellales; Glomerellaceae. The transcript has 2 exons.